AUGAUGUUCAAGCAGGGUUUUACCCGUCCAGAAAUGGAACCUCUGGCGCUAUUGGCCAUUAUAUGGACCUUUAUAGUCGCUGGUGAAAUCUUGGCAGUCACUUGGUCAUGCAGUGCCGUAGCGAGUGAAUCUGGUCGCACCGCAGACCUGGUACUAAAGGCGCUGCUACCUCCACCACGCAACACUGCCAGGGAUGCUGAACUGCGGUACCAGCUGCAGCUGUUCUCAAAGCAGCUGCUGCACCGGCGCCCACGCUUCACAGCCUGCGGGAUAUUUGUCAUUAACCUAAGCAAUGUUUCGUCAAUGGUAGCUGCGGUUGUAUCGUAUCUUGUUGUAAUGGCUCAGAUAAAUGCCGUAGAGGGCUUACCUGACACUUACAGACACUAG
Messenger RNA from Schistocerca piceifrons (Central American locust), 387 nucleotides. Its product is annotated as putative gustatory receptor 28a. The coding region runs from base 1 to 387 and encodes 128 amino acids. NCBI's taxonomy places the organism in Eukaryota, Metazoa, Arthropoda, Insecta, Orthoptera, Acrididae. The transcript is spliced from 2 exons. The record is from RefSeq and is a predicted model, not a curated record. Gene Ontology annotation, cellular component: dendrite; neuronal cell body; membrane. Gene Ontology annotation, biological process: sensory perception of taste.